AUGUUGGCCCCAUCUCCCUCCUUCAGCACCCUCAUCCAGGGAUUCCUCCUCCUCUCCACCCUCUUCGCAACAGCCCACGCAACAAACGUCUGGGCAACCGCCCCCAAUACCGCCGUCUUCUACUGCGGCGAGGACGGCAAACGAGGAACACAGACGGGAGCAAAGGCCACGAAGUGGGCCAUGGGGGCCGCAAAAAAAUCAAUGUACGCCACCGGGCGCCCCGAAUACCAAAACAUGAAGACUGUCGGCAUGGUCCAGCUGGCCAACAAGCAGCCUAAAGUCGGGGCCGCCGAAUCAAAGCUGUUUGCCGAGGGGGCCUCGGGCGUCGUCAGACUCUUCGAGGACAAACUGAACGCGGAUGGCAUGAAUGGCGUGUGGAAGCAGCAAGAGGAGCCUGCUUUGUUGAGGAACGCAGCGGUCACAGCCCUGCACGUCUUGAACCCCGACGACCCGGACAUGGAGUUCAUCGUCUGGGAGCGCAAGAACGGUCAGAUCGUCUACAAGGACCCAAAGUACAAGACUACCGGACUCCCUAUCUCGAGAUUGGAGGAUUUCGAUCUUGUUUGGCAGCCAGCUUCUCCUCCAGGCUCGCCAAGUCGAGCAGGAAGCCCAAGUCGAGCGGGAAGCCCAAGUCGAGCGGGAAGCCCAAAAGCAGCAAGCCCAAAAGCAGCAAGCCCCCCAAAGGCGGGAAGCCCUUCAAGAAGCUCAUCAAAGAGCCCAACCAGGAGCACCGGGCGCAAGGUCAGGAGAUCUAGACAGUUCUAA
Messenger RNA from Morchella importuna, 765 nucleotides. RefSeq lists its product as uncharacterized. Bases 1 to 765 code for a protein of 254 amino acids. The transcript has a single exon. The record is from RefSeq and is a predicted model, not a curated record. NCBI's taxonomy places the organism in Eukaryota, Fungi, Ascomycota, Pezizomycetes, Pezizales, Morchellaceae.